AAACGCAGCUGCGCACCGCAAUGCUCCGACCACAUUCGAAUGCGGCUGCGAUAACUUAACUACCUAGUGUGUUCUCAAAAUGGCAGACGGGUUGUGUACGGAGGAUCCGAUCGGAGAUGUUAUCGAAAAAACUGCUUCGAAUGCUAGUGACAAUGUCGUAUUAUGUGAGACAAUUGAUAGUAUGACAGAUUCUGCUAGUGAGAAAGUGAAAGACUAUUUAGUAGAGAGUGCGAGUGGUGAGAUUUUCAAUAAAUUGUGUACUGGAGAUGGAAUCAAACACGAAGGGAUUCUCGAAGACGAUUGUAGGAAAAAGAGAUGCGUUGACAGAUACGAUAGUUCGGAAUCCUCUGACAGUGGAGUGGCGGUUCUAAGCUGCACAGAUUGCAGCGGGAGCAGUACGGCAUCAAGUGAUAUCACAGAUCCGGGAUCACCGUUCAGUACGACUUCGAGUCAUUCGGAAGACUCAGGUUCGCAACCAACUAAAAUGCCGCCGACGCAAGUAGCCCAUCAUCCACCUUGGCCUUGGACCGCCGACGAGGGACCACCUUGUAAACGGUCGCUGUUAGAUAAAACUGCAACUGCCUUUCAGAAAACGCUUAAAACCGCCUCCACACAACAACAACAACAACCCAAAAAGAAGCCAACGGUUAGCGCUACACCAUUUAUCACAAAAUCGAAUUUCGUUAAAAUCAUCGUCCCAUCCAUACCUAGUCCAAAUGAUAAAUUAGUAAAUGCUACGAUUAAAAAAGGCGAUACGACGUCCAGGUUGCAACAGGGAAAAAUCACGGAAUAUUUCAAAUCUCAAGUUAAAUCGAACGGCAUAAAAAAAGAUCUACUCAAUAACAUGGUUAAAGUUACGAAAACUUUAAUCGAUCAACAGACGCAAUUCAACAGCAUCAAAUCGCAAAACAUCCGAAAGGAACCGAAGAAAAUUCUACCGGCGAAGAAAAUAGUGCAAUCGAAAAUGAAGAAGAUCGUUCCGAUGACAGUACCAAGGAAAAUUUUACCGGCGCCGAGUAAUUUAACGGACAAAUUAACAAUAAACGAUCAAUUAAAUAAUUUAGCUAAAUUUACACCGACGGUCACUUUAACGGCGUUAAGUUUUCCACCGAAUUACACGUAUCUUCAUACUAAAGGUCCUAAACCGCCGGAAACUCCAAUUUUCGUACCGCAAUACGCUACAAUAUCUAACGACAAGAUACCUCUACCGAUAAUCAAUCGAUCGCCGUGUCUGAACGUGAUACAACCUGUCCAAAAACUAACAACAAUCAAUAAUUUCAAUUGUGUCAAAUUAAACGCUACGGUAGUGCCUAUAGUUAAGGUGAAUCCUAUGCCUUCGAGGUUAAAUACGGCGCCAGUGAAUCCGCCGAUUAUUCCUAACCUUAGCGUGGAGACCGGUAUACCUACGGUGCUAACGGCGAAACCGAAGAUACAAGAAUGUACCGCACCUCUCGGCGUACCGUCGCCGCCGAAACAACAACAACAACAACAACAACAUCAACAACACAACGACGUAAAUACCGUAUGUACGAACACACCGUUGGAAAACGUGCGCAACAAAUAUCGGAUCGAAGAAAAUUCGAGGACCGAAGAACCGCAUAGGACAGAAAAGUGUACGCGAGAGGAGAUUUUCCGAGAUGAAACGAAAGAAAAAUCUCCGACGCCGGACUCUGAUAGUGGCAUAUCCAUAUCGAACAAAGAGUGCUUAGAAGUGUUUGUUAGUGAAACGGUGGUGGUGGAAGAAGAACAGAAAUCGCCGAUUCUAUCGAAACCGAAGACCAUCAGGUUUCCAGCCAAGCAAGCGGACAAAGACGAAGGGAAAUCAUCUCAACACUCCACGGACGGUCAGUGUAGAUGGGCGGAAUGUAAUUCUUGCUUUGACACCAGUGGGGCCUUACUAGAACAUCUACAGGUAAAACAUGUGAUAUCUCAAGCGACUCAAGAACACUACGUAUGCUUAUGGUUAGGCUGUAAAGUACACGGUAGGACUUCUUGCUCAAGAUCCUGGUUGGAGCGGCACGUGUUGGCGCACGCGGGUACGAAACCGUUUAGGUGCAUAGUCGAUGGAUGCGGCCAAAGAUUUAACUCACAGUUGAUGUUGGAGAGACACGUGAAUAGUCACUUUAAUUCGGAUGGUAGUCCAAAUAAUAGUGUUAAGAAAUCGCCAGACAAUUCCUGUAAGUUACUCAAACGGAACGGGAAACGGAUCAGGUUUAGAAGACAACCAUGGUCAGCUCGGAUGUUUGAUUUUAUCGACGCCGGUAUCAUGGAAGGCCUUCAAUACAAACUCCUACUCCUCACCCAGAAAAGGACGUUGGGAAAGAUAAACGAACCAGGUGAUACGGUUCAUUUGCAGAGUCAGGUGCUAGCGAAACGGAUAGAAACCGACGGUAGCGUCAAGUUUCUUCUAAAAUGGCAUCCCGCCGAUAUUGUCGCCGAUGAAUGGGUGUCUGAAAAAGAGUACAAACCGACGAAAGUGGUAUCGAUACCCCAUUUGAAACCAUCUUCGAAGAGCGCUUUAAGUCCUUCACUCUUUCCGGAAAACCAGACGCAACCUAGACAAAAGCAUAGACGUAAACAGAUUUCCAAGCGAACGUGAUAUAAUGUUGUUAUUUAAAGUAAUAUUAAAAUAUUUUUGAGCCUUUGUAUUUAAGCAAAAAAAAAAUAACAAAAAAUACAACGUUAGUGUGAUAAUAUUGAAUUUCGUCAUUAUAGAACUGACUAAAAAAAAAAAAAAAGUAUUUUUGUAGAGCAAACAUGUGAUAUGAUGAAUUUUUAAAUGAUUUAUGCCGUUUUGUAAAUAUCAAAUGGAGAAAAACUCUAUUGGACGAUUAUUUACCAAAGCGAUUGAAAAAACUAACUCAAUCCUAGAUUUAAUUAAAUUCAUGGUACACCAACUAUUCGAUGUACCUAGUAUUGGAUAUUUUCUACCAGUCUUAGAUCAUCGUCCUACCAAAGUAAUGAAAAAGAGACACAAUUUAGGAUAUCCUAUACACUUCGAACUAAAGGAUCUAUUAUGCCUCCUUUACUUAACAGAACUUAAAAGUUGUACUCCAUGCUAAUUCUAAUUGAGGUAGCAACACCCAAUUAAAACCACUCUUAGUUUUCUUAGAUUGAUCUUCAACAGGUUACAGUUUCCCAGGAAUAUAUUUGCUUGUUUACACCCCUAUAGAUUGUUACAGUAAUUGUUUUUCCCUAUCUUCUUUUCUAGUAUAAUCAAAUUCCAUUAAAUAUCCUAUGAAGUGUUUACUAACUUCUUCAGAUGUCCAUUGAGUUAUCGAUGCCCGAAACAUAACUAUUGUUAGAGUUGGGAGAUGGUUCUUCAACAGGUUAUAGUUUCCUAGGAGUAUUGGUGCUAGUUUCAACCGCCGUAGAUUGUUUUUUCCCUAUUUUCUUUCUUUUAUUCCUCCCUUAUAGUGUCCCCCUGACACAACAGUAUCUUCACGUUGCAGUCCCUACUGAAUCUUUCUACAGUAUAUCGUCUUUUUUAAUAUUUUCUCUAUUCUAUAGCUAAUUCCACAAAAAGGUUCUAGGACGGGUUUAUUCCUCCCUCAUUGUCUCUCCUUUAUAUAACAAAUUAUGCACGUUAUACUCCUUGCUAAAUGUAACUUCUUUGGCUGUCCAUUGAGGUAGAAAUGCCCCAAUAAGACUCCUUUUAUUAUUGGUAGAUUCUUCCUCCCUGGUCAUAGUUUCUCUAGAGUAGCUUUUCUUGUCUCUACCCUUGCAGAUUAUUUUUUCCCAAUUUUUCCAGUAUUUUCUCUAUUGUUCAGAUCCCAUGUAAUGUUUAUUCAUCCCUUAUUGUGUCCACAAUACCCCAACAAGACUCCUGUUACUUUUGGUAGAUUGUUCCUCCUUGGUAAUAGUUUCUCAAGGGCAUAUUUGCAUGUCUUCUCUCUUAUAGAUUGUUUUUCCCAAUUUUCUCCCUUUUUCGGUAUUUUCUCCAUUGUUUACACCUUAUGUAAUGUUUAUUCAUCCCUUGUUGUGACUUCUUUAUGCAACACGUUGUACUACCUUCUAAAUCUAACUUCUUCAGGUAUCCAAUAAUUCACCAAUACUCCAAAAAAACUUCUGUUAGUACUCACAGUUUGUUUUUCACUGGUAAUAGUUUCUUUACUUGUCUUCACCCCUGUAGUUCGUUCUAGUAACUAUUUUUCCAUUAAAUAUCUUCUUUUCUAGUAUUUCCUUCAUUGUUCUCUAGCUAAUACCGCAAAAGGAUUCAGGUCCUUUGUCAGUACUAUAGCUAUUUCAUCUCCCUUCACUUCAAUGCGUCCCAAAACCCAUCGGAGGUUAAUUUCAUUCUUGUUAUCUAGCAUUUAGUUGGUGGAAACAUCAUUUUAUUGCAAGAAAUAGUUGCCGAUAAUGAAUUCCAAGUUUUUGAAAAACUGUUACAACAAUGCUACGAAAAGACUUCAAUUAGUGUUCGUAAAUUCCUGAAAAUAAUUUUUCCUAAAUAACAUCUAGUAUUUUCUCUAUCAUUCCAUAGUUAAUUCCACCAGAAAGGUUUAGGUCCUAUAAAUAAUUUAUUCGUCCUUUAUUGUUUCCUAAAAAUUAAUUUCUUCAGAUGUCCAACAAGACUCCAAAUUAGUAUUCAUAGAUUGUUUUUCAACGGAUAAGGGUUUCCAAAGAGGAUCUUUGUUUGUCUUCACUACUGUAGAUACUUCUAGUAACUGUUUUUCUAUUGUUCCUUAACUAAUACCAAAAAAAAUUAAUUAAGGUCCUAUAAAAGGUUUACUACUCUCCCAUUGUAUCCCCUUUAUGUAACAAAAUCUGCAAAUGGUAUACCCCAUAACUUUCAUUUAGGCAGCUAAACCCCCAACAAACCUCCUUCAUUAUUCGUAGAUUUUUCUUCAACAGGUUUUAGUUUCCCAGGAGGAUUUUUGCUUGUCUUCACCCUCCAGUGACUGUUUAACCUCCAAUUUAUCUUCUUUUUUAGUAUUUCUUCUUUUUUUCUAUAACUAAUUCAACAAGAACGAUCAGUUCCUACAAAGGGUUUAUCUACACUUCUACAUUAGCAAGUAUAUUUAAUUUUCCUUCACUCCAAAGUGUUUUGAAACCAAUUGGAGGGUAACUUCAUUCUUUUUACCAAAGAUUUAGUUCUACUGACAUGUACAGGUAUUUACGAAAUAGAAAAAAAUGGUGGAAACAUCCUUUUAUUGUUUUUAAUGAAUUAUGAAAAGUUUGAAUUAUUUAAAUGUUUGAAAAAGUUAAAUUUUUCGGAAAAAUUGUGAAUGGAGGCUUUAGUGGGACAAUGGAAUUAGAAUAAUCAGAUUAUUUUAAUGGAUAUUAAGGAAUAUACUUAACUGAUGGAAGCAAAACGGCAUGAAAGUCAUUUCGAUUAUUAUUUUUGCCAUAAUGGUUCUAUACCACCGCCCAAUAUUAUUGCUCUAAAACAAAAAACGCGAGUCAGCAACAAGCAAAAUUACUUAGGUUUAAAUGGUCAAAGAUUGUACUGCCCCCCAUACCGUGUACAAACUGAACAUUUUAAAUGUGAUAUUUUUUUUUUUAAUUAAUUGUCUAUUUACGGAAUUUAGUAGUCAACGCACAAAUAUUAGCAAUACGAUUAGUAUUUAGAACGAAAAUAAUUUUUUUUUAAAUAAUUAUUAAUUUUUUAAUUUUUUUUUUCGUUCGUGUUUGAUGUAAUUAAUGUUAUAGAAGCCCGCGUCGCGUCGGGCGCCAAUGUGCGAGAUAAAAGUACAAAAUAUUAUGAUAAUGACUUCUUAUUCCCGUGGGCAUUACAAAUAAAGAAUAUACCGGGUGAAUCAAGAGUAACUAUACCUUAGAGGCUAUUGAAAAGUGUCACUUUUUUUUUAUUAAUUUACAGGGUGAUUUGUGGAUUUUAUUUUUAAAAUUAGUACACUACUAUCGAGCAUUCGACUGAUAUUAGCAAAACUUAGAAAUUCCAGGACCGGUUUUGGAAAAUCUAUUUAAGGAUUCUUAUCGAAUAUUACACUCUGUAUGAUACAUUUUUUUUAAUGCGAUAAUUGAUGAAAUUUUUAUUCAAUUGUUAAUGAACGAUCAAAUAUUAUCAAACUUGGCACCCUUCCGCAACUAUACAUUUCCAUACGCCUCCAGGACCAGAAAAUCCAAGUUAGGGCAGACAAAGAUACUGGAAGAACACUUUCCGGUUGACCUUUUGCUCUUCUGAUAACACUCGCGGAAAUAACUUUUCUCAUGGCUAAGUUUUCUGUCACGAUUUGAAAAACUUGAGUUUGAGGAAUGCUCAAACUACAACUUAGUUUACGAUCACUAUUAUAAAUGAACUUUUUACUAACGACACGUAUGCGUUGUACUCGCUAACCGAAGGGGGUCCAGAAGUGUCGUCGUCUUCUACACUUUCCCUACUUUCUUGGAACAGCUUGUGCCACUUAAAACACACGAUCUAUCGCUGUCGUGAGACAUUUUGUCCAUUUUACCAAGCUUGACACAUAUUCCAAAAGUUUCUACUAUUUUCAUGAAUAAAUAUUGAAAACUAAAAUGUGUCUAACGACUAUCAGAACCGAUUCCAACCCAGCUUACAACAUUUGCGACACGUUCAGUAAAAGCACUGUUAUGGGAGUAAACCUCAUUAUUUAAAAACCACAGUAAAAGCACUGUAAUGGGGUUUAAAUUCAUCAUUUCAAAACCACAGUUAUGAGAGUAAAACUUCAUCAUUUCAAAAUCACAGUAAAAGCACUGUUAUGGGAGUAAACUUCAUCAUUUCAAAGUCACAGUUAUGUGAGUAAACCUCAUAGUUUCAAAACCACAGUAAAAGCACUGUUAUGGGGGUUAAAUUCAUCAUUUAAAAACCACAGUUAUGAGAAUAAACCUCACCAUUUCAAAACCGUAGUAAAAGCACUGUUAUGGGGUUAAAUUCAUCAUUUAAAAACCACAGUAAAAGCACUGUUAUGGGGGUUAAAUUCAUCAUUUAAAAACCACAGUGGUGAGAGCAAACCUUAUCAUUCAAACGCCACAGUAAACGCACUGUUAUGGGAGUAAAACCACCAUUUAAAAACCGUAGUAAAAGCACUGUUAAAGGGGUUAAAUUCCUCAUUUAAAAACCACAAUAAAAGCACUGUUAUGUGGGUUAAAUUCAUCAAUUUAAAACCGCAUUCGGUAGUAAAAGCACUGCAAAACAAUAUUCAUGAACAACACAAAACAUGCUGUAAAAUUGGGUUCAUGGACGUAUCAAAUGUAAUUCUUUUUGGAAUAUUUAUCACAAUUUUUCAUAGUAGUGUACCACUAAAAAAAUUCUCACCCUACAAAUGAAUGUAGCGAAGGAAGUGCCACUUUUUAGUAACCUCACGUUAUCCUCUACGGGGGACAUAUGGUAGAAAUAUGUGAAGUUUUUCGUUUACCCCGUGCCGGUGAACGUCGACGGGAAUUUCUAGUAUUAAGGCGUAUAUUUUUAGUUUUACCCCUAAUUGUGUUCUAAAAAGAGGCUAAUAUUUUCAAAAAGCUACAACGGCUGCCAUGUAAUUAAUUUUUGUCAAUUUGUACACGGUACCAAAUUGUAAUAAUGUGUAUAAAAAAAAAGGAUCUCUGUAAGCAAAGGUUCGAUAGGAUUUUCCUAAAUCCUGAAAUUUUUUUGUAAAAUACGGUACAUGGAUGUGUAUAUUUGUGAAAGUCUUUCACUAUGUAAAGUUAGGUUAUGUAUAUGUACAGUAGCGUAAGGAAAACUAUUUGGGAGAGAAACUGUUUGUGGUUUUGACCAUUUAACAACCAGCCUGAUAUCACUGCCAUUAUAUAUAUAUAUAUAUAUAUAUAACAACCUGGUUGAAUAGUUGGUAAAACCCUUUCUAUCUAGAUUAGAUUAAUUCGCGGACGUUUAAGAUACUUUAAGUGCCCUACCACCUCCCCUAACAAAAAAUAAAGACGUGCCAUCUAUCGACGUCAAUUCUACUCAAUUUUUAGCGUUAUCCUUCGGGCGCUUAAAGAAACUUAAAUUUAAAUCCCCUUUUCCGCUGACACAUGUAUUUAUAAAAAAAUUUUUUAGUUGUAAUAAUUAUUUUGUGUGUUCACAAUGUUUAUACAUAAAUCGAUAAUUUUUUUUAAAUAAUUAUACAUAUACAUAUUAUGCUUUUUUAAAACAAUUUUUAAUUAGUUAAUUUUUUUUGUUACAUUCCUAUUUCAUCCUUUCUUUAUUUAUUGCGACAUUUACUCUUUCAUUGUUAUAGAAUUUACAAAAAAAAUUAGUUAGGACUUGUGAUUUUUGUUUCGCGAAAAGCUCAAGACGAAUCGGAGGGUCAAACAAUUCAUUUAUCGAAAUUAAAAUUCGAAUUUACACCGAAACAAAAUACUCGAAACCCCCAAGUAAAAAAUAUAGUCAUAAUUCGAUUAAUUUUAAUAAAACAUUUCGAUUAUUAGCUGCAUUCGAAACCCCCACUGUAUCAGAAACAAUAAAAUGAAGCCCUUAAAUCAACUUGAAAUAUCUACCGACUGUUUAUAUUUGAGUCGAGUGAAAAAAAACUUAAAUUCACCAUAUUUUAUAACCAAAAAAUCAACUCGAAUCAUAAAAUUUACUUGAAUCAAUAAAAACCACUGAAAUUAAGUUAACUUAAAUCAGCUUGGAUUAGUUGAACGUAGCUUUUAUCAAUUGAAAAUGAUUGAAAUCGAAUGAAUGACGAGUACAAUUCACUUGAAUCAAUAAAACCCUUUGGAAUUAAGUGAAGUGUAUAUCGGUUUCACUUGAUUGAACUUAAAUCAACUAGAAUUAGUUUACAUAACAUCAAAAUGAAUUGAAAACAACUUAGAUCAGUUUUGAAUUCCAAAUGACUGCUUAUAUCAAGUGAAAAUGAUUGAAAUCGAAUGAAUGGAAGUGGAAUUCGCUUAAAUCAAUAGAAACAACUGUAAAUAAGUUAACGAGAAGAACUUGAAUCAACUCAAAAGAACUUAAAUCAACCAAAGUCAGUGUAAAAUGAUAGUAAAGUGAAAUAGCUUGGAUCAAGUGAAGCUUCACUUGUAUGUGAACUUAAAUCAGAUUGAAAUGAAAGUAAAGUGGAAUGAAAACAACUUAAAUCAGCUUGGAUUAUCAGAACAUUGGUUAGAUCAAGUGAAAAUGAUUGAAAUCGAAUGAAUGACGAGUAAAAUUUACUUGAAUCAAUAAAAACCUUUGGAAUUAAGUGAAAUGUAUAUCGGUUUCACUUGAUUGAACUUAAAUCAACUAGAAUUAGUUUACAUAACAUCAAAAUGAAUUGAAAACAACUUAGAUCAGUUUUGAAUUCCAAAGGACUGCUUAUAUCAAGUGAAAAUGAUUGAAAUUGAAUGAAUGGAGAGUAAAAUCCACUUGCUUCAACAAACACCACUUAAAUUGAGAGAAUUCUAUAAAAGUUUCACUUUAAAUAACUUAAAUCACUUUGGAACUCUAAAGUUCACUCUAUCAAGUGAAAAUAUUUGGAAUUAGGGAAAUGAAAAUUAUAUUCACUUAAAUAAAUGAAAACUCUUAAGAUUAAGUAAAAUCCAUUCAAAUUUUAAGUGUAUUCAUUGUUGAUAUAACAGUAGAAUCAACUAAAACCAUUUUGAAUUCACUUCACAAUAAAAAAAUCUUACAUCGAAUAAAUAUUACCAAGAACAACUGAAAUUUAUUUUAAUACAUAAAAACCAAGUGAAAAUCAAUUUAUUCAAUGAUUUCUAUUGAUUUUACUAAAAAUAUUUGAAAAUUGCUUAAAUCAGUUUGAAAUAACAGCGAAAACGAAUGGAACCUUCUUGAAUUUAAAAUAAAUUCUGAUAUUAAGUAAAAUAGGAGUAAAUUCAAAGCAUUUCGCUUAAAUCUUCAAAUAAAACCAUCUUGAAGUCGAUUUGUUUUUGUAGUAGAAGAAAUUCAGCAGCUUAAAUCAAUUGGGAUUAACUGAAAACUACUUAAAUCGAUUCAAAAUAAUUACUGAUACCUGAAAAACAACUUGGAUUCAUUUUAUUUUAGAUUUUGGAAUAAAACGAACUUAUAUCGAAUAAAAACUAUUGAGAGAAACUCAAAUGAAGUGAAAUUCGAACAUCAAAUAAAAUAAAAGUUAAUUCAAAGGCGUUUUGCUUAAGAUAACAUAAAUCAACUGUAAUUAUUUCCAAAAAUUAGGACUCUUAAAAUUUUUUAUUGGCGAAAAACGAAUUGGCGCAGUCAACAGGAUCAAUUGAAAAUCGAUUUUUAUCAGCAAAAAAAAUAAAAACGUAAAAUUAUAGUGAUAAGUACUUCAAUAGAAAAAAUAUCUCCAUAGUGCGCAAAAUUUUAUUAAAAUAUACAAAAUUUAAGGUUUUCUAUAAUUGGAAAUAUAUUUCGAAUUCAUUUCAGAAAAUUAGGAUAUGUUGGAAAAAUUCAAUUGAUAGCUAUAAUAACUGAAAACAAUAAAAGCAGUAUUUAAUUGAAAUUGAAAAAUCCAAUUAUAUUUCUUGAAUAAUUUGGACAAAAUCUACUAUUAAAAAUGGUUUAAAAAAUACCUGCAGCAUAUUUUGCAAAAUCCUAGUCGACUUGUAUUUUCAUUUAUUAAAAAAUCGAGUCUGUUCCUAGUCGACUUGUAGUUUUUUAUACUAAAAAUUCGAGAUGCAUUUUCAUUGGUUGAUUUUAUUGAAUAAUAAAAUUGAAGUUUGACCAUCCAAGUCUUGAGCCAAUGUGAAAAAUCAAUAAACGCGAUCAAUUUAUUAUUGAUUCUAUUGAAUCUGAAAACUUCACUGCCAUUAAUGUACUGCCGGCGAAACAUGACAUCAAAAAUAAUUAAAACUUAUUGCGAAGCUUCCAGAUUUAGAAAAUUCGUUUUUAAAGACUUUAGGAUGUGCUAGGAGCCGCCAUUUUUUUUUAGAAAUUUUGUAGUAUAAUCUUAAAUAAAUAAAACGAGAGACUUACUGACAGUGAAUAAAUAUUCGAAUUGCUCACUGCGAAAUGUACAAAAUUAAUUAUAUAUAAUAAUUAUAGAAAAUAAAGCACGAAAUAAUCAAUUGUUUUAAGAAAAUUUAUUUAUUCCUUACGUUCCACGGUAACAAAAAAGUAUUCCACUGAUUUUAUUGGCUUAAUCAGUCACAAAAAAUCUACACAUACAUUUCCAAUUCUUUUUUUUUUUCAAUAUAACCCGUCACCAAUAUAUUUCCUUAUUUUCCUUAACUUAUUUCUGAUUCAUUGUAAUGAGGUUAGGAAGAUUCUUCUUUUAUCUAUUGCAACUUGGCCUUUGUCUGUAUUAUUCCGUAGUUAUCGGGUAUUUUAGAAUGUUUUUUCGCCUUCUAGACUGCUCGAUAGAGAAUCGAAUUUGUUAUAAAAGCAAUGAGAAUGAUAGAAUUUAUAGUAGCAUAAAAUUUUUUAUCACUAUAUAAAUAAUGGAUAUCCCUAUAUGUGGGAUUCUGCGAAUCCAAAAUAAUGAGGUUAGGUUCUUCUUUUACCAGUAAUUUGUGUUUUGUCUCAAUAAGUAUGCAGCUAUCAAAUAGUCCGAAGGUAUUCUUGUUGUUUUCGACAAUUUUUGUAAAAAGUAUGAGGAGGAGGAAAAUUGACAUAAAAAAACAAAAGGUUUUUCAUUAAAAAGUUGAUUUUUGUAAAUAUUGCUAAAAGAAAUAAUACGAUUUGGUAGAGUUAGUUGAAAAUGAGUUUUUAAAAAAUUAUUAGAGCCUAUCUUGGUGUUUUGUGUCGUUGAAAAUUAUUUUGAGGAUGGAAGUGUGACCGAAGAAGAAAAUAGAGUUUGAGUUAGGAGUAAAAAAGCACUAGGUUGUAAUUUAACAUGCAUGCAAGCCGUACUACUCUAAAAUUUGGUUUUCUUUUGGGAAACUCUCACACUUUUUGACUAAAAAGUAACUGAAUAUCUUCAAAAAGUCUCAGGGCAAAUCCUAAUUUAUAUUUCUUUGAUAUUUGGGUAUUUACUGAGCUAGGUUUCAGGUUUCAGCACCAACAUGUUGAUAUAAAAAUUUAGUUUUGUUAAUAACUUUCAAAAUAUCAUCAUUUUAGUUUAUAAUUUAGAAUUUUUGUCUAAAUAAUAGUUUUAAUUUUAGAAACAUUGUUAAAAAGAAAAUUAUAACAAUUUUUUUAAUAAAUUGAUUGCCACAGUAAUUUAAAAUUAAUUUUCGAAAAAUUAUUCUUAAUAAUAUUUAAUUUAAAACUAGUAUCAAGUAUGGUUGGGGAUUUAUUUGGAAAUAUUGAAAAAAAUCUAUCAGAAAAAAAAAAUAAAUUUCGCAAAUUGUACAUAAAAAAUGGCGGCUGCUUUUUUUAUAUCAACAAUAAGUAUUAUUUUAAAUGAAUGUGUACAAUUCAACGUCUUCAAAAUGUAACAUUUUAUACAAUACACUAGAAAAAUCUAGGGAAAUAGGUCACAUGAUAUUAUAAUAUCCAAAUAUGUAUAAUAUUAACCAAUAUCGAACCUCCAGCAAUAAUCUCGAUUCUCCUUUCGUUCCCUCCAAUAAAACAAUCAUUUAUCUAUAAAAUCCUUUCCACUAGUGAUAUUUUCAUUAUCAAAACCCCCAGUAAGGUUUCAGUUUACCACCCACUUCUGAUCCGUUGAAAUUUAACAUUUAACAUCCUCCGGAAGGGCUACAUCCGGAAAUAUGGAAGUUCCAAUCUUUUACUUGGAGGAAAGGGAACUAAAAUGUACAUAAAGAAGCGAUAAAACACCAAAAAGAAGCAACGGAUAAAACGGGGCGGGCAUUCAGAGGUACAAACCUAACUUAAGUUCACCCAACCUAACCAAUGCGCCCUUUAUAUUCUGUCCUAGGUAGCUGUCACUAUAUUCCACUCAUAACCACUCACUCACUCACUAAUCCUCGAAAGAGCUGCCAUCUUGUGGUUAAAAUUCGAAUGGAGCUCAGAGAACUUCAGAAAUAAAAUUCCUUAUAUAUCCCGUAUCAAAUUCUAUGCAUUAUAUACAAGGUGUCUCAAAAGAAAAUUCCCAUUAAAAAAAAGCAAUUUCAAGUAUGGAGUUUAUUAAAAAAAAUUCGUUAUUUACACCAGCAUUCAUUUAAUCGAGCGCUAAAAUUGUCUAUGGUUAAACACCUGGGCAAAUCUCACAGCUUGCCUAAUGACAUCAAAGGGUUCAAGCCAAAUCGCCUGAUGGGCUUCUCCAAGGACAUCGGCGGUAACGUCAAGUAGAGCACGAUGGGCUGAGUUCAACGGACCAUUGGUCGCGCAUAUAAUCUUUAGAUUUUUUCAAAAAUGUUGCAUAAUAAAAAAAUUCCUGUAUGAAAAUCUUACAUAUUACUAAAUCCAUUUCGGAAAUAAUGUAACUACAAAGAAGGAGAAUCGUUAUCGAAUUAAAUACUGAAGAUGUCUUUCCACAAUUUAGGUUAUAAUCAAAUAUGUUUAUUUCAUGCUUAAUCUUCUUUUCAAUUCAUGUAUAUCUACAGGUUUUGUUAUUAUUAUUGAGAAACCCUCAUAUUAAAUAAUCAAUAAGUCUGGUGGUAAUAAUCUGUCAUGACGACAUGUAGAGCACAAACUGAAAAUUUGAAAUAACAGAAAUUUUUCACUAUUUUUCAUCAACAAAAUUACACGAUAAUGAGAAAUAAUUCAACCAAUUAACUCCAAAAGCUGUUUGGGUAUCGAGCCUCUUUUUUGUAUCCAUUAUUUUCACACACAAACACAAUAGGUGAAGUUAACACAAAAAUAUAACACAUUCCCUAUAUGAAAAUAUUCCUUUCCAAUUAAAAAUAACGAAUUUCUUUCUAUCUAACCUUAUUUUUCCAAUUCACACUGUAUAUACUUUUUGAGAAAACUUCCUAUAGUGCAAAGUAACUGAUUUUAAUGGAUUUAAUGGUGAUUUGAAAUGAAAAUUAAUUUUAAUAUACUCGAAAAACCUUUUUUCCCUCGAUUUUUCCUGAAGUAAGUAAUAAAGAAUAAUGGUUACUAUCAACAAUAAUAACUAUGCACAGGUUUCUACAUUUCCAGUCGUUUUACGCCAUUAUCAUCAAGUUCAUUUUGGUACGCGUCAUUGAAAUUUGCAAGUGUUCACUAUGUGCCAUUCAUACAUAAUUUUUUUUAUAAUUUAUUCAAUAUAAACGGCUUUUACGAUAAGUUUGCAAAUACACAACUUGGAUUUUGGAAUAUAAUGUUGUGAAUUACCGUACUGAUGAUUCUAAAAAGAUCCGUAUAAAAAAAGUAAUCGUAUUAUCGUAUAAAUUGUUAAAAUAUUUUCUAAACAGUUGAUGAAAUAUUGUUGUAAAUACUCACUCAUUAUAAAGGUUAUGAACCUUUGCGUCAACUACUCAAAACACAACACCGAUUGGGGUAAGCAUAUAACAGAUGUUUUACAUCGUUGCCACGUUGUAAGUUUUUUAAUUGUUAGUAUUAAAACGAUAUGAUUCAACUAAUAUAAUAUAAGAAAUAGAAUAUAUUUUGAGACAAUCAAGAUUCAAAUUAUCAUUUUAAUAUGAUUAUUAGAAAAUUUGAUUAGACGAAACCAAAAAAUCAAUAUUAUUUCCCCGAUUUGAGACAAAUAAAUCUUACAACACUGAAGAUCGAUGCCACACAACUACCAACGUUUAGAAUGAAAUUUUUCCUAAUACACGAGUAUUGAUUCCGUUUACAUUUUUGAUAUUCAGUUUUGGUCACUAUCUUAGAUUUGCUAACUUGACGUAACUGCUGUUUGAUAUUCAAUUAGAAAUGUAGUAAUGACAAAAUAUGCUUACUAUGUACAGUAUUUCUAUAAAUAUUAUUUAACGAUGAAUUUUUUCAGAUAGAAUUAGUAUCAAGAGAUAAUUAGUAGUUGAUAGUGACUCAAGAAAGUAUGAGAUAAUCUGGUGUCUGUUGAAGAGGAAUGUCUGGCUACAGCUUGAAAAAUAGUUUUUUUCAAUUUGGAUGAUUUUUCUAUAUGUAUUUACGAAUCACAAAUAUGUAAAUCUGGUAAUAGAGAUGGACAUUUUGAGGUUUAAGUCCUCUAAAAAAAUCAAGUUGUGGAUUGCAAAAGGAGGUUCACAAUUUAAUCAUUAUUACAAGCAAAAAAUACAUCAGAUUAGAAAUUGUUCCCAAAUGAAUAUUAAAAUCAUAAACAGUACAAAUAAUAGUUCUGAAGAUGAAAAAACAAAUCGGAAAUGAUCAGUCAAGGUUUUGUAAAAUUAUCACCAAAUUUGUACAGCAAUAUGGUCAUUUGAACAAUUAAAGAUCGCUGAUGAUGAUGUCCAAACUGAUUGAAACGUAACUUGGAAUCAAUGAAAAAUAAGAAAAAAUUAUGUUAGCCUCUGUCGAGAUGGAUGGAAACACCUACCACAUACAGAUAGAGCGUUAAAAAGUGCUCAGUGCAGGUUCAAACUCAUGGGCAAGUUUGACAGUUUUCCCAGUAACGUUAAAAAGCACCCAGCGCCAACACGUUAGGUCCGAACUCAUGGAAAAGCUUGACAGUUUACUCGGUGACCUUAAAAGUUGCUCACGUGUAAGUUCAAACUCAUGUGGAAGCUUCACAGUUUGCUCACUGACGUUAAAAGAUGUUCAGAAUCGACACGUGCAGGUUUAAACGAUGUGCAAGCUUUACAGUUUAUCCAGUGACGUUAAAAAACACCCAGCGCCAACACGUUAGGUCCGAACUCAUGGAAAAGCUUGACAGUUUACUCGGUGACCUUAAAAGUUGCUCACGUGUAAGUUCAAACUCAUGUGGAAGCUUCACAGUUUGCUCACUGACGUUAAAAGAUGUUCAGAAUCGACACGUGCAGGUUUAAACGAUGUGCAAGCUUUACAGUUUAUCCAGUGACGUUAAAAAGCACCCAGCGCCAACACGUUAGGUCCGAACUCAUGGAAAAGCUUGACAGUUUACUCGGUGACGUUAAAAGGUGCUGACGUGCAGGUUCAAACUCAUGUGGAAGCUUGACAGUUGACUCAAUGAUCUUAAAAGAUGUCCAGAAUCGACACGUGCAGGAUCAGGAUGAUUUAUUAGCUUUUCCAAGGACAUCAGGCUUCACUAGAUUUAUGUGAGGCCCUACGGGAUCAGGAUAUCAAGUUUUAAUUUUAUUAAUUUGAAACUUUGUUUAACAAAAUUUCGAUUUGUAUUUCAAAUAAUAAAUAUGACAUUCAGGAAUUUGGAAUAUUUCGAAAAGUGAGCAUAUUUUGAAAUUAAUUAUCGUAAACCUUAUUUAUUGAUUUCGUCGUUAUAUGAAUGGAAAGUUUUUCUUUAAAUAAACAGGGAAUUAAUUCAAUUAUAUUCAUACUUUUUUAUCGUUAACUAUACCUCGAAAAUUUAUUGCAACAAACGAAAAUAAAAUGAUUUUAAACGAUUUAUCGAAAUACCAAACGUUUUCUCAUGAAUUAUUAGUUCUAACCUCCAAAUAAAUCGGAUUAAAUUACAAAAUUCAAGAGACUACGGUACUUAUUCCAGGCAGGGUGUCGAUUUCGAUCGAUUCCUAUACUCGAUAAAAAUGUUUGCUACAUUUAUGAUGUAUUUAACUGUUUUAUCGUAUUCUGCUCUACAAGUGACAGUGUUCCGUUUUUACUUACCUAGUUUCCAAACAAUUCGCGACUCUCAUUCGACCGAGGUUCCUAUUUUCAUGGGAAGAAAUAACGUUUUAGAGUUCCAGAACUGGGUUUUCGUUGUUUAGUUCUGUUUGCGCCCCAUUUUUAAACAAUUUCGGCUUUAUUAUUUGUGUGAGUUGAGGCUCGACUGUCAUAGAUGAUUCCUGAAUUGUGCAACUACUAGAUCUUCCAAUUAGAAGGGUUCCUAUUGAUUUGGAGUUAGUUCCUUGCUUUGCGUGUUUGUCUCGGAUAUAAUUUAAAAAUUGCUUAUUCCCAUUGAUUCGAUUUGUUUAUGUUUAUGAACAAUUACAAUUAUUGUUUGCAACGAACUAAAGAAACAAUUUCCAUUCAUUGAUUGUACUCAAUCUGUGUAAAUAAUUUGUGUACCACAAUUAUUAUGUUUUAAAUAUUUCGGAUUCUACAUGAAUUGUCUUUUAAUUAGAUAUUAUUAAAUUGAAACACCAGCUUGUACUUAUAUAAUAAAAAAGAAACAACUUUAUAUGCAAUAUCGAUGAUACUCGUUUUCGGGAAUGUACAUACCAAAAUUGAAUCGUUUUAUUUUUGGUUUUUCACUAUUCUAAUAUAGUUAUUCACAUUUUUAUUCACGUAUAUUUAUUUCUGAAAAUACGAAACGGAAAAUAUUGAAAAAAAUAUAAAUGAGAAGCUAAUUGUUUUUAAAAUGUAUCGAUAUCCACAAAAGUGUGGACUAUCGAGAUGUUGGACCGUAAAAUCGAUUGUUUACAUUAAUAUAAUACAAUCAUUCCAACGCUUGUAGAAGAUUUUUCUUUUUGACUCAAAAUAAGCUUCAGUUUCAUCAAUUUCUUCUCUAUUUGAGCACGCAUACCGAAGCCAUAACAUUCCCAGCUGACUGUUGUGCCUUCGGAAGUGAUUCAACGACUUUAGUCCACUCAAAUUAUGAUCGUUUCGAUUCCAGACUGAAGUGAUGGAUCCAUUGUCUCAUAUCGACGCAAAAAAUCUGAUUUAUUUCGUGUACAUAUGACCAAAUAUUACUCGGAAUCACCAACAAGUUGUUGUUUUUGAUCUACUCUGAUUAAACGCGGCACCUACGCUUUCUAAUGGUUAAACGUCCAUGUAUAAUUGUAAACACACUGCCAACUAUCUCACGAAUUUUCAAUUUACGUUUAGAUAUAACCAAUUCGUGGAUAAUUUUCUGGAGUAACCACCUCGAUUGGACAACCAGAACGUUCACUAUCAUCGGUGUCUGCACGACCACGUUUAAAUUCAGCAAACUAAUAACAAAUUGUUCUUUUCAAGUCAUUGCUGAGCUUGUAGAAUAUUUUUUUUAUUAAUUAGCUAUGAUAAAUUAACACACAAGUAGCUUCACUUAACGGGUGUCAUUCUUUUUGUAACUAAUUCAAAUGACGUGACAUUUGACAUAAUCUUUUGAAAGUUGGUACGUAUGGAUUUAAAAAUUGCAGCGCCAUCUGUGUGUCAGUCAAACGACUUAUUGGGUGAUGUAUUGUGUAGAAAGAAGAUUGAAACGACUUAUCAAGUUCUUUAGGGUGGAGUGUCUUGUAUAUUUCAUCAAAAGUCUUAAGUAAUAAUAAUAUAAAAACCUUGAGAACUGAGACUUGCAAAUUCCAGAAAAAUUGUUUUCCUUGGGAAGAUUCUACGUGUUUUGGAAGACGAAGUAUAGUUUUGUACAAAACAUCUUCCAAAUAUAGGUGCAGAUUGGCUAAAAAGCUAAGAUAACCCCCCAAACAAUCACAAUUAUUGAAGUCCUGCAGACAUUAAACGAAAAGUCGUCAUCUCCAACACAAUUUCGUUAAUCAAUCACUUUUUUAUAUAACUGGAAAAAAGGAAAAAAUUACUACGUGUAUAUUUGAGUUUGAAACUUCUAUUAGUUUAAUUCCGUUUAUAAAUUCGAACGUGAAGUAAAAAAUCUAUAAUAAACGCCAGCAUAGAGGCAACCACGACUACUACAGGCUGACGUUUGGGUUGUCUAUCUCGCAGGUGAAUAAAUAAAAUAAUACUUUCAAUGGAAAUUCAACAGAAUGUUUUCGUGUUAAUGGAGAGGAAAAAACUAAAUUUUGACGUAUACAGGACCGUAUUUAAGUAUGGGGACGUCAAAUACAUCUGUUAUAUAUCUUUUAGAAAUUUUCUGAUUUUGAUGCAACAUUAGCAAAAAAUAAGUCGUUGUUUUAUAAUUAUAAUCAUCGAAAUAGUUAAUAACCGAUAUUAAAACGAUUCAAAAGCAAUAAUUUAUCAUUUUAAAAAUCACGUAUGUAUAAAGGUUUAUUGGAAAGUCAAAUGUCUCUAUGAAUUUUUUUUUGUUAAACUAAUUUCUUCUUGUAAUUAAGAAUUAUUUUUUCUAAAACUCAAUCAAACGUUUUAGCAGAGAUUUACAUUGUCUUUUAUUAUUUUUAACCUAAAACCAAAAUGAAAAAUACAAGUAACGACAACUACAUAUGACGUAUGACGUAUGACAGAGCGGUCAUCUAUUAAAGACUUUUCAAUAUACCUAAUUUUAUUUAGUUUUUUUUUAAAUCAAAAUUUAAAUCUAUUCUGCAAAAUAGAUAAAAAUAACUAUUCUUUUACAAUAUAUUUAAGUAAUCUCUAAAGAUUGAGACUGUCGAAAAAUUAUAUCUUAAUAUUUAGGAAAAUUUUUACUAGUAACAUUUGAUUUUAGAUAGUUGGGUACCUUUAAAAUUUUAUUCACGUUUAACAUUACAUAACCUAAAAUAAAUAAAUAGUAAUUUUUCUAAUAAACAACUAUCUGCUCAAGGAUUAUUAUAUUCGAAAAGAAAUACCAAGUUUCUAAAAAUAGUAUAGGGUAGUUUUUAAUCAAAUAUAAAAUUGUGAUUGGUGAUAAAAGGCCAUUUUUAACCCGAUAUAUUGCUUCAAUCGCGUUUUCUGCUUGAAUUGAUGUUAUAUCCUUUCGGAACCACUUUUUUGGGUUAAAUCUCCUGCAACUCUGGUUCCACAAAGUUUCGUAGCAUAUCUACUCUUCUUCUUGUUGAGCCUAUCCGUGACGAAUGUCUACGAUCAUUAUGGUAACCUUCAUUCCAUCAGAAGCAAAGUAAAAAUGUUGAGGGGUGGUUAUAUUGAGCAAGGCUCUGCUUGAAUCGUGUUUAAUGGAGGUGUUGUGGUGUCAGGUUUCUAAAAAUGGGAUUUUAGGGUUAGCAUCUUGCACUAAGACUUUUUUCGCUCGAUCUUUGAGCGAUUGGGACGCUUCAGCGGAACCAAAAGUACUUAGACUCAUUAAAGCAGUCGUUUGUAGUUGAACGCAAUCGUGAGCUUUAGUAUAAAUAGAGGCUCACACAACUCCAACGACUUCUGGAAAAUACGCCUUAUAAAUAUCCUCUAUCUGUGUGAAAAGCAAAAACUGAUUGGAAAACUGAGUGAAUUUCCAGAUCUAUUUGUUUGUGCGAUAAUGAGGAUUGGAACGAUCGUAAUUCAAACAUCAGAAAGCUCCCUACAGCCAUCUAUUGGAGAAAUUUGGAAAAUUCGAGGAAGACGACAGUGGAAAGAAAAAUAAAUAGGCUACGUUAGAGGCUUUAAUACAGGGAUGAAUUGAGCAGAUAUAUUGCAGAAUGUAUUGAAAUAUUUAUUCGAUAUUAGAUUUACAAAUAGAAUUUCGAAAUGAGUACAAAAUUUUUGUAUGUUUAGAAUCUCGGAAUAGAUGAAGUUCUUUAUUGAACUAUUGACCAAAAUAUAAAAAAGAAUUUAAUAUCAAUGAAUGUAAUAUGGAAGAACCUACUAUUUUUAUAAUUAUACAGAAUAUUAAAUGGUUGUACAUAAAUAUCUAAUUUUAGGUUAUGAAUGUCAUAUGUGGAUUUAAAUUAUUAUACAAUGCCCUACACAAACUAAAUUGUUUUUAAUAUUCUCUAUGUUCAUUUUUAUCGAUAAAUUUAUUAAUUAUUUAUGAUAGUUUAUCAUUAACGUAAUAUUAAUAAUUAAGGGAGAAAAUAGAAGAUACAUUCGCUAGUUUUUGAGAAAAAAAAAAACAUAAAAA
This is a messenger RNA of Diorhabda carinulata, 20342 nucleotides long. RefSeq lists its product as uncharacterized. The transcript has 6 exons. The coding region runs from base 80 to 2599 and encodes 839 amino acids. Gene Ontology annotation, cellular component: ESC/E(Z) complex. The record is from RefSeq and is a predicted model, not a curated record. Lineage: Eukaryota; Metazoa; Arthropoda; Insecta; Coleoptera; Chrysomelidae. Gene Ontology annotation, biological process: regulation of transcription by RNA polymerase II.